This is a messenger RNA of Papilio xuthus (Asian swallowtail), 1103 nucleotides long. RefSeq names its product cathepsin L1-like. Gene Ontology annotation, molecular function: cysteine-type peptidase activity. Gene Ontology annotation, biological process: proteolysis. The transcript has 5 exons. The record is from RefSeq and is a predicted model, not a curated record. NCBI's taxonomy places the organism in Eukaryota, Metazoa, Arthropoda, Insecta, Lepidoptera, Papilionidae. The coding region runs from base 13 to 1053 and encodes 346 amino acids.
GUAAUUGUAAAAAUGUUGAAAUUUAUUUUAUUAAUUACAAUUUUUAUAAUUGUUGUUGGAGCACUUGAUCUUAAUCGAUUGAACAAAGGUCUUAUAGAACCGAGCAGCGUUAGUUACGAUAUAGAAAAUUCUAAACAACUAUUUGAAGAAUUUAUUGAAAAAUAUAAUAAAAAAUAUGAUCGUAAUGAAUACGAUCAUCGCUAUGAAAUCUUCGUUAAAAACCUUGAAGGAAUAAAUGAGAAUAAUAAGAAUAGUAAAUCGGCUAUACAUGGUGUUACAAAGUUCGCAGAUUUGACACAUGAGGAAUUUACAGCUAAAUAUACAGGUUUUGCUAUUAGUGGACGAAGGUCUGAUUUUGAUAAUACGACAAUUGAAGUUGAGACUCUAUUAGAUAGUAUGGAAGCUCCGGAAGAAUUCGACUGGCGAGAUAAAAACGUGGUGACUGAAGUCAAAGAUCAAUCUACUUGUAAUUCUUGCUGGGCGUUCAGUGCUACUGGUCUUACAGAAAGCCAAUACGCUAUAAAAUAUUCAGGAUUGCUUUCGUUGUCGGAAAAGCCGAUGAUCGACUGCUGGCCUAAGAGCGGCGGUUGUGAAAUAGGAAAUACCCCACAUGCAGGAAUUAAUGCUGCAGCUGAAAUGGGCGGUUUUAUGUUGGAAAGUGAUUAUCCAUACGCACCACAAGUAGAUAAUUGUUCGUUUCAAAAGGACAAAGUGGCAGUGCGAGUUAAGCGUGGUUACCAAGUAACAGUCAAUGAUGAGGAGCAACUUAAGCGGUUGAUUCAUCAAAAAGGUCCCGUUUCCAUCGCAUUAUACGCGUAUAGAGGAUUUAGCACUUACAGUGGUCAGAUAAUGGAUGGUUCAAAAUGUCCGGCUAGUGCGAGUGCCAAUCAUGCCAUGCUCAUCGUGGGUUAUGGUGUUGAGAAUGGAACACCUUAUUGGAUAAUAAAGAACUCUUAUAGCACGCACUGGGGAGAUAGAGGAUACCUGAAGCUAAUUAGAGGAGUAAAAGCUUGUGAUCUACUAUCCUAUGUAGCUAUGGCUGAAGUCGAAUGAGUUAUAUUUAAAAUAUAACGAUAUAUAUUUCAACAUUCCUUGAAUUGUUU